Messenger RNA from Mucor velutinosus, 723 nucleotides. RefSeq lists its product as uncharacterized. The coding region runs from base 1 to 723 and encodes 240 amino acids. The transcript has 4 exons. NCBI's taxonomy places the organism in Eukaryota, Fungi, Mucoromycota, Mucoromycetes, Mucorales, Mucoraceae. The record is from RefSeq and is a predicted model, not a curated record.
AUGCCAGUACAGAUAGAUCAAGCCAAGGCCAAAAAAGCAUUUAAAGCUUUGUACAAACAUGAGGCUGAAAACGCCGACCAAGAGGAGGCCAUUUGGUUAAUGGUGAACACAUUCAACAAAAUGACACUGACAAAAGGCAGACCCACAAGAAUUGUCCUCAAACAUGGCUGUCAAAUACCCGGCGUGCACCGCUGCCUAAUCACCAAGAAAGACCAACAAAAGUACAAGGAUUUAAUCAAGGAGAAGAAGAUUCGAGGUGUUCACAAAGUGCUUGAUUUAAAGCAUUUAAAGAAAAAGUAUCCCACACCAGAUUCAAAGCAACAAUUAAUACAAGAUUUCGACAUGCUCAUGGCCGAGAAGUCGAUUAUCACAGAUUUAUACAAGAUUCUUGGCAAAGAUGUGUAUAAAAAGAGAAGAGAGCCUAUCCCGAUUGAACUGUUCAAACCAGAUUUGCAGAAAGAAAUCUUGCGCACAGCGAAAUCAACGUACAUGAAUUUCCAUACUGGCAAUAGUCAUGCUAUCCGUAUCGCCACCACAGCUCAAGAUGCUACCAUCGCAUUUGAGAAUUUCAUGUCUGCAUACGAAAAGAUUAUUGCAGCGAUACCUGGAGGAGAGGACAAUAUCAGGUCAUUUCAGAUCAAAACUAACACUUCCGCCAGUUUACCGGUGUACGAUGCAAAGACAGAUUAUGUGGAUGGAUAUAAGAGUGAUGAAGAAUUGUAA